Ipomoea nil (Japanese morning glory) is the source of this 507-nucleotide messenger RNA. Its product is annotated as GDSL esterase/lipase At1g09390-like. Bases 37 to 507 code for a protein of 156 amino acids. NCBI's taxonomy places the organism in Eukaryota, Viridiplantae, Streptophyta, Magnoliopsida, Solanales, Convolvulaceae. The transcript is spliced from 2 exons. The record is from RefSeq and is a predicted model, not a curated record.
UCUACCUCUGCUCUCUUGAUUUCAACUUAUAGUAACAUGGAUUCCACUGCUAUGUUCGUGUUCACUACUUGCUGCAUAGCAGCAAUUCUGGGUAAUGGCUCUUUGGCUUUAGCCGGAGAAGGAUGCUUUAAAACCCCGGUGAUCUUUAACUUUGGGGAUUCAAAUUCUGACACCGGUGGUUAUGCCGCCGCCCACGGCGAGCUUUAUAAAUCCCCGGUCGGCCGUGUAUUUUUCGGCGAUUUCUUUUCCAACCGUUGGUGCGACGGACGUUUGAUCAUCGAUUUCCUUUGUUUCGAGAGCCCAUUGAUGGCAUGUUGUGGGGGUGGUGGCGCACUCUACAAUGCCAAAAUAUGGUGUGGGCAAGGGACCGUGUGCGAUAAAGGGAAGAGAUAUACCAACUGGGAUGGAGUGCACUACACAGACAACGCAAAUGCUGUUGUUGCUGCACAAAUUGCUUCCACUAACUACUCAACUCCCCCACUCAAGUUUAAUUACUUUUGCUCCUAA